GACCGGAGACCCCUCACUGAUUUCAUCCAUCCCUAUCUAUCUACUCUUUGGCCUCUGGGGUUGCUGUUUUCUUCCGUUGAUACCUAUGGUGUGUGAUUUUCAGGCGCUUCUCCUGGUCUUUAUACUUCUUCCUCGCUUCCCCCAUCUUCCAUUUACGACGCUAUCUUGGCGGAGUAUUAUAUAUUUCUAGUCUCUCAUAAGCCAUCCUCGCCACCCACGGUUGAUACGCCGUAGCUGAGAAGGCGCGUUAAUCGGGCAGCGCACCAAACCGGUAAGAAACGUGAGCAUGAAUAAUGUCGACAUCGGGCGAUGUGGUAAGCGCAUCGUACAGUAUCUAUGGGAUCCCGAGCCUCAGAACGACGAGGAGCCAGAUGCCAUGAUAUGGUGUCUAGGAACAACAUAUCCACCCGGCCAGGAAUAUAUCUUGCCACAGCCGAAGUCCAAUUUGGACAGGCCGAACCAGCCCAAGUCGGCACCCCAAGACACGACGUAUGGCUGGCCUGAGGGGUUCUUACUAGACUUCGAGUCGAGGAUUUGGAUGACUUACCGAUCGAACUUCCCCCCCAUACCCAAAAUCGAUAGCCCCGAUGCUAGACCCGGGAUGACGCUGUCUGUACGCUUGAGAAGCCAGCUGAUGGAACCGGAGGGUUUCACCUCGGAUACGGGAUGGGGCUGCAUGAUCAGAUCCGGUCAGAGCCUCCUGGCCAAUGCUCUAUCAAUCUUGCAUCUGGGCCGUGAAUGGCGACGAGGACACAAAACCGACCAAGUUCAACUGCUGAAGCUAUUUGCUGAUCAUCCGGAUGCUCCAUUAUCAAUACAUCGAUUUGUCGAACACGGCGCACAAGCUUGCGGCAAAUACCCCGGGCAAUGGUUUGGGCCCUCGGCAACCGCCAAAUGCAUAGAAUUCCUGUCUGCCCAGUGUGAAGGUUUAAAGCUGAAGGUCUAUGUCAGCAACGAAAGCUCUGACAUCCACGAAGAUAGCCUCAUGAAAGUUGCCCGGGAUGUUUCAGGUGCUUUCCAACCCACGCUGAUACUCAUGGGAACGAGGCUCGGAAUCGACCACAUCACGCCAAUUUAUUGGGACGCCCUCAGAACCUCAUUGCAACUCCCCCAAUCAGUGGGAAUAGCAGGCGGGCGCCCAGCAGCAUCCCACUAUUUCGUUGGCGUUCAAGGCUCAAAUUUCUUUUACCUUGACCCUCACAGCACUCGCCCUGCUGUACCGCACCAUGAAGAGAACGUGCCAUACUCAAAGGACGAGAUAGCUACCUACCACUGCCGUAGACUGCGACGGAUUCAUGUCACGGACAUGGACCCAAGCAUGCUCAUAGGCUUCCUGAUCAAGAACGAGGAGGAUUGGGUGAACCUGAAGAAUCGCGUCGCAUCGGUGCAGGGAAAACCAAUCGUCCGUGUUAUCGCAGGAUUAAAACCCGAUAUUUAUCACGGAAGACAAGAAGCGCUCGACGAAGUAGAGUCACUGGAUGAUGCUGAAUAGAAGCCGAAGAAUGCAGACAUGCGCGAAACAGGAUCACUUGACUGUGGUUUUAGAUGUGUUAGAGUACCAAAUGAGCUCAUACCUGCACAAGGAACCUUUGUUUUUUUU
Aspergillus steynii IBT 23096 is the source of this 1600-nucleotide messenger RNA. Its product is annotated as cysteine protease ATG4. The transcript has 5 exons. Gene Ontology annotation, molecular function: protein-phosphatidylethanolamide deconjugating activity. The record is from RefSeq and is a predicted model, not a curated record. Bases 287 to 1492 code for a protein of 401 amino acids. NCBI's taxonomy places the organism in Eukaryota, Fungi, Ascomycota, Eurotiomycetes, Eurotiales, Aspergillaceae.